GCUGCCAAUGUCGGUUCCUCCACAAGACCCCCGCUACCCCCAUUUUUUGGUGUGGUGGUUUGUCGAACACGCUGCUCUCGAAGAUUCCUUGCUGUUCGAUGCCUCUUGCGCAACCUUGCUGUAUAUAAAGCCACCACGCCCUCGCGCGCUGUUGAAAUACUAAACAUCGUGACCUUCGUAGUUAUUCGUUGUCUAGGAGAUUUUAAACAUGUCUGCUACUUCGGUGAAUCCUAACAAUUGGCAUUGGACCAGCAAGGACUGCAGUUCUUGGAGUAAGGAUUAUUUCAAAACGGAAUUGCCCAAGCUUUCUGUUUCCCGUGGGGAUGACCAUGCAAAGGUUACUCGGCUGAUUAGUUGCGAGGGCGACGUUGAUGUCGCUAUGCGUAAACGCAAGGUCAUUACCAUUUUUGACUUGAAGAUCCAAAUGGCUUAUUCAGGUACGGUCAAUGGCACUGAGGCAAGUGGUUCCAUUACCUGUCCUGAAGUCUCGUACGAUUUGGGUGAAAAUGAUUACGCUUUUGAGAUUGAUUUGUACAACGCUUCAAAGGAGCUGGAACCCGUCAAGGAGUUUGUACGUAAGGAAUUACUUCCUGUGAUUCGCAAGCUUUUUGCUGGGUUUUCUAAGGUUCUUAUUGAUGAGCAUGGUGCUGAUGUAUACUUGCCCACGGAAGAACAUAACGGUGAUGCUGCACGGGGUCUUCCUGUUCACAGUGCCGUUAAAAGCAAUGCUAAAAGCGCUCUGAACAAGCCUGUCUCUUCGUCCUCUUCUGGGAGCAACUCGGUCGUAAACACCGCUACUAUUUCUGAAAAUUAUAACUUUGAUGCCCCUGCUGACAUGCUGUACAUGACUUUCAUUGAUCCUCCUCGUGUUGCCGCUUGGUCGCGUGCACCUCCUCAGAUUGAGGCUCGUCCAGGUGGUGCUUUCUCUCUGUUCAAUGGCAACGUCGUUGGUCACUUUGUUGAGAUGUUGCCUGCUAAAAAAAUUGUUCAAAAAUGGCGCCUCAGCAGCUGGCCUACUGGUCAUUACGCUCAAUUGCAAAUGGUCUUCGACCAAGGCAGUGAUUACACAGUCCUUCGUAUUGAAAUGCGUGGAGUUCCCAUUGGCGAAGAGGAGAUUGUUCAAAACAACUUGCUGGAUUACUAUGUGCGUCCUAUUAAGACUACGUUUGGUUUCGGAGCGGUGCUCUAAGGUUACGUCGCUCUUAAAAGUUACUAUGUUUUUUAUGUCGGUUUGUUUUCCUCAAAAUGAUUUUUCGUCUAUGCUUAUACAGCCCUCCAUUACGUUUGCUGGUUGUUAAUACUUUCCUUUUAUUCCACAAAACAAUAACUAUGUCGGUUGUUCCCUUGCGUAUA
Molecule: messenger RNA, 1353 nt
Organism: Schizosaccharomyces japonicus yFS275
Lineage: Eukaryota; Fungi; Ascomycota; Schizosaccharomycetes; Schizosaccharomycetales; Schizosaccharomycetaceae
Product: chaperone activator Aha1
Exons: 2
Coding region: 209-1189 (326 amino acids)
Biological process (GO): protein folding
Molecular function (GO): protein-folding chaperone binding; ATPase activator activity
Source: RefSeq, a predicted model, not a curated record